CCUGGCUACUUUGAAAAAGGUCUAUCAUGGCCGUUUGUAGAACGGCGUCAUAAAUAGUAUCUGUUUAUUUGUGCGAAAUAGUGAUUUCUCCAAAUUAUACUGUUUUUCUGUGGCAAGAAUUGAUAUCAUGUGAUUAGUGAUAUAUUAUAAAGCUGCGAAUGUGCGAUAAUGUAUUGAAAAUCAUAUCGCGUAACGAUGUCAAACAAUACAGUUGGCUCAUCGGGGCCAGCUCCCGGCAAAAUACGUGGACCUGGAAGACCACCAAAACGCACCUGCACUUGGUGCGCUGAAAGUAAGACGCCUCUCAAGUACGUUUGGCCGACUGAAAAUAGUAAAAAAGAGUUUUGUUCGGAAACGUGUCUAUCAGAAUUCAGGCAAGCGUACAGCAAAGGUGCCUGCCUUCAUUGCGAUACGGUUAUUCGAGGUAAUGCUCCCUCGAACAGUAAGAACUUUUGUUCUACGUACUGUUUAAAUAAAUAUCAAAAGAAAAAUGAAAAACGGACGACCUCUCCUCACUCCGGCAACGGAGCCAACGGCUCCGAAAAUCAUUCUAAUAACAACACAACUGGAACUUUCUAUGAUAUUUACCAGACUUUCGAUUGGGCGGAAUAUAUGAAAGAGACCAAUAGUACGGCCGCGCCGCAGGAAUGUUUCAAACAAGCAGCAGUGCCACCUGACAAUGAUUUCAAAAUCAAUAUGAAGCUGGAGGCUUUGGAUCCGCGCAACUUGACAUCGACGUGUAUCGCGAGCGUAGUCGGCGUGCUCGGGCCGCGGCUGCGGCUGCGGCUCGACGGCAGCGACAACAAGAACGACUUCUGGCGGCUCGUGGACGCGGGCGACAUACACCCAAUUGGACAUUGUGAGAAAAAUGAAGGCAUGCUGCAACCUCCACUAGGUUUUCGAAUGAACGCAAGCAGCUGGCCAAUGUUUUUGCUCAAAACACUGAAUGGGGCAGAAAUGGCCCCAGCAAAGGUGUUCCAACCUGAGCCUCCAACUCCCAAGUCAAAUCUGUUUGUAGUUGGACAGAAGCUAGAAGCAGUAGAUAAAAAAAAUCCUCAGCUCAUUUGCUGUGCAACAAUAGGGGCUGUGAGAAAUGACCAGAUUCAUGUUAACUUUGAUGGCUGGAGAGGAGCAUUUGAUUACUGGUGUAAAUAUGAUUCAAGAGAUAUAUUCCCUGUUGGCUGGUGUGCCAGGGCUGGCCAUCCAUUGCAGCCACCAGGGCAGAAAAGUGCUACUACACCAUCCAGGUUUAAGUUCCGAACCAGUGGAAUACCAAAUCCAGCCUUACCAGAAGGUGGCUCCACUGGGGCUGGUAAUUCUACUACUAUCACAUCAACACCUGCGGCAACUGUGAGGUUGCAUAUCCGCAGUGGCUGCUCCGGGGGCAGCAGUUCCUUGCCCAGUGUGAUCUCAGGCUCCGGGCCCUCCGGGGCUGCAGAGGCUUUAGCUAAAGACUUGCUUAGUGUUCAUCCUGACCCUCAGAGGUUGACACGGGCUAUACUUACAGCAUCUAGUAGCUAUUCAAAUAUAAAUAAUGUACAGGUUUCAACAGGGAGUAAGAAUUACACAGUAAAAGUGCCAUCAGAACUAACAACUGACGAGUUGAAGAAUUGGCUCAAAGCUGUGUGCGAGGGACUGAACUGUUGCUUGGGGAUGAUAGAGAUUGAUUCAGGAGAUGCUGCGGGCCGGUCCUGCCAGCUGUGUGGAGAGUCCCAUUCAGAGAGUGUUUCUACAGCCGUCAAGAGGACUACAAGUGAGUCGGGUUCUGGCUCGGGCGGCAGCGGCGGCAAGCUGGCGCGCGUGUCGGCGGAGCGGACGGAGGGCGUGGCGUCGUCCACGACGGGCAGCGCGGCCGCGCCGCCGCCGCCCGCCGCCGCCGCCGCGCCGCCCGACUGGUCCGUGGAGGACGUCAUCGGCUUCAUCGCCGCCGCCGACCCCGCGCUCGCCGCGCACGCCGACCUCUUCCGGAAACAUGAAAUCGAUGGAAAGGCGUUACUACUUCUCAAUUCAGACAUGAUGAUGAAGUAUAUGGGUUUAAAGCUUGGCCCGGCCCUAAAAAUCUGUAAUUUAGUAUCGAAAAUAAAAAAUCGCCGGCAUUAUAGCAACUAGACUUACAAUAAGCCACUCUUAGAGUUUGAAACUAUGAGUUUCCUAAGUUUUAUUAGUAUUAAGUACUUACAUGCAUUUGAACUAUAAAUGCUUUGCCUAAAGUUUCAGUUUCACCUGAAUCUCAGCAUUUUAAAUUAUCUUGUGUAGAUGUAAAAGACAUUGCUGCUACGAGAUUAUAGUGACAGAUAUAUAAGGGUUUUUUGUUGAUAACUUAUAUUACAAAUUU
Cydia amplana is the source of this 2335-nucleotide messenger RNA. It is a transcript of the gene Scm, whose product is annotated as polycomb protein Scm. The coding region runs from base 196 to 2109 and encodes 637 amino acids. Gene Ontology annotation, molecular function: zinc ion binding; chromatin binding; histone binding. NCBI's taxonomy places the organism in Eukaryota, Metazoa, Arthropoda, Insecta, Lepidoptera, Tortricidae. Gene Ontology annotation, biological process: negative regulation of DNA-templated transcription. The record is from RefSeq and is a predicted model, not a curated record. The transcript has 5 exons. Gene Ontology annotation, cellular component: nucleus.